Molecule: messenger RNA, 987 nt
Organism: Striga asiatica
Lineage: Eukaryota; Viridiplantae; Streptophyta; Magnoliopsida; Lamiales; Orobanchaceae
Source: the annotation of a GenBank genome assembly
GAAAAAGUAGUCGCGGUACUAAGUAACAAGGGCGGUGGCGGUGUUUAGUAACACCAAUCGGUCACAAAAAUAUUCUCAUCGUGGAACCCGUGCUAAAACCCACUCAACAAUCAAAUGUCGCUCUCUUCCCACAUACUCCGGCGACGGCCUACCAAACUCGCCGUCACCCGCCACUUCUCCACCAACGUCAUAUCGGAAUCUCCAUCAUCCCGUCGUAACCACCACGAAUUUCUUCCCCCGAGCUCCUACAUAAACUCUUGGAAACCUCCGCGUAACCCUAAGGAGGCCGCCGCGCAGCUGGCCUUUCUCCGCCGCGAUUACGACCGGAAGUUCAAGCAAAUCCGGAAGGAGUACAUUCAGGAAAUGGAAUUGCAGAGGAUCGAGAUACUGCGAAGGGACGCGGCGAGAAAAGAAGCCCUGAGGAUAGCUAACGAGGAGAGGAAGGCCGCCAAAGCCGCUAAGAAGAAGGCGGAGGCUAUCGAGAGGCAGGCUGCUGAGGAAGAGUUCCGCGAGAUGCUGAUGAAAGAAAGAGCUGAAGAACUCGAGUAUUGGAGGAUGAGAGAGAAAACAGUUGAGGAAAAGAAGAAAGAGAGGAGUGAGCUUUUGCAUAGAAAGAGUUCGUUGUGGGUCGAUGAGUCCGAGCUGGAGAAAAAGAUAUUUGAGGCUAUGGUUGAUGAUAUCCCGCUUAGGCGUGACCAAAACCGUUGGGCCCUAACUGUCUUUGUGAAUGGGUAUCGGUUUCAACCACCUGAUAUUGUUGAACGGGAAUUCAACGCCAUUGGCCAGACAAUGCAACUUCUUGUUGCUUUCGCUCAUAAGCAAAUGCUCAAGCUCGCAAUGCAAGUGGUUAUUCCUCUUCCACAAUCUUCAAAAACCCAAAUUGCAAAUCAAAUUGUUGGAGGAUGUCUUCAUUUAGAAUUUGUGAAGUCUUUAAGAUUUUCAAAGUCCUCGUGUAUUAUAGACUUAGGUAUUGUUUUGAAAUUUUAG